Molecule: messenger RNA, 1977 nt
Organism: Astrephomene gubernaculifera
Lineage: Eukaryota; Viridiplantae; Chlorophyta; Chlorophyceae; Chlamydomonadales; Astrephomenaceae
Source: the annotation of a GenBank genome assembly
CUUCGGAUCGGUGACAGUGCCCUCCUGUCACAGUUUGGCUGGGGACUUCCUAAAUUUUUAACGCAUUCGCCCAGCGAAGUAUCAGCCCUACUGUUGCAUAGGAGCCGCUAGCCUCUCGGCCCCGACAAGGAGUGCACUUUUCGGUGUGUGAUGGCCGCCGUGGAGGAGCAGGCCGCGCCUAGCGGAGGGUCGGCCGGAGCCAAGCUCUUUCUAGGCGGCCUUUCAUGGGACACAACGGAAGAGAAGCUGAAGGAGUACUUCUUGAAGUAUGGGGAGGUGCAAGACGUGGUGGUGAUGCGCGAUCGUCAAACCCGGAGGCCCCGUGGAUUUGGCUUCAUUACCUUUGCUGAUGCUGCGGCUGCACAAGCGGCAUGUGCGGAGCCCCACACGAUAGACGGCAGACAGAUCGACGCGAAGCCAUCCGUUCCUCAUGGUGAAGGAGGCCAACCGCCCCGCAGCAAGAAAAUUUUCGUUGGCGGACUAGCUCCCGAGACCGAUGAUGCCCAGCUCAAAGCGCAUUUUGACCAGUAUGGCGCGGUAGUGGAGGCGUUGGUCAUGGUCGACCACAACAGCGGCCGGUCUCGUGGCUUCGGCUUCGUGACGUUCGGCGAGGAGUCGUCUGUUGAGAGGGUGUUUGCGGCCGGCCAGAUGCACGAGCUGGGCGGCAAGCAGGUGGAGGUCAAGAGCGCGACCCCCAAGGGUUCGGGCCCGCAGUCAGGCCGCGGCGGCGGCCGCGGACCAGCAGCAGCCGGCGGCUACGGUGGCCGCGGGUACGCUGGCGGUCGCGGCGGCUUCGGUGGCUAUGCCGGGGGCUAUGGCGGUUAUGGAGCAGGCGGCUACGGUGCCGGGUACCCUGGAUACAGUGCCGGCUAUGGUGGCUACGGCCCAGGCUACGGCAACUACAACAUGAUGGGCUACGGCGCGGGCUACGCCGGCAUGAUGGGGUACGGCGGCUACGGCGGAUAUGGCGGCUAUGGCUACCAGGGCCACCAGGGGCCGUACAGCAACCAAGGUGGCCGCGGCGGCGGCGGUGGCGAGGCGCAGUACUAAGCAGCUGCUCUGCAGCAACACCUGGCGGCAGUUCUGGGCCUUGGUCCCUCCUGUCUGUGUGAUCGGGGGUGGUUGGAGCCCCGAGCAGCGGACGUCUAGCUGAUACCUACCUUGCACUGCUGCUGUUUGGUUACAUGGAGGGCAGCAGGCGGCUAGGCUGCCGCGCAGGGUUAUGUGUGGCGGCGGAAACCAGCAGGGCGCGUCUCAGCCGGUGCAGCGGUACGGGGCAGGCAGAGUGCGGAGUGUGCUGGCAGCGUCCGGCCGGCACAUCCACACGUACUAUAUGUUGGGAAGGCGGUGGCGUGCAGGGGCACGGCUUGUGUUCCCUGCAGUUGCAGUUGCUGUGGCUCCCAUAACAUCAAAUUCUUUUGGUCCUUUCAUGGUCCUUUCGUUUCGUAUCAAGGAUGGGCUUCAGGGGGCUUUGCAUUUUCAUAAAGCGCUGGGCAGGUGGCCAAAGGCGCAGCUGGGGCCCCAGGAGUUGCCGGGCAUGAGCCUUGGGCGCUUGUUGAGGGACGCUUACGUGCUCGGUGUGCUGUCUGCACUGUUGUCUUUGAGGGGGUGCACGGCACGGAAUGGGUGCAUGACUGGGUAGCGCGGCAGCUGGGGCUUCGUGCCGCUUGGGCUUGGGAUUGAUGCUGCCACUUGCCGUCAUGAGGGGCUGAAAGUCUGGCAAGGAUUGGGAUCAGCGUGGGUGGCUGUUGCUGCGAGCCCCGGCGUGACUCACCUGCCUCGUAUGUAUUGGCCCCUGCCUGGGUGGUGUGCUGCGUUGGGCACACAUUCCGGGCGGGGGCCCGCCCGUGGGUGCGACCACAUGGCAGCUGCCCGUGCCACGGUUGUGCGCGGGAGGCUGUCCCGCAGAGCUUGGGCAUUGUGGCUUCGUCUCCCAAUUGUCUUGUGACACUCAUGCGGUUCCAUGAGGGUCAAGUC